CCCAAAUCACGCUCACGCGUUCUGGGUAUUAAAGCGCCCCCCCGCCUCGCCCCUCUCAGCCUUUUCCCUCCUGCAUCAUCAUCACACCCACUUCCACACAUUCACACCUCAACCAUAAACAGCUUCAUUACAACUUCAACCAUCACAACCACCAACAAUGGCCCGCACCAAGCAGACCGCCCGUAAGUCCACCGGUGGCAAGGCUCCUCGCAAGCAGCUCGCCUCCAAGGCCGCCCGCAAGAGCGCGCCAUCAACCGGUGGUGUCAAGAAGCCUCACCGCUACAAGCCCGGCACCGUCGCUCUCCGCGAGAUCCGCCGCUACCAGAAGUCGACUGAGCUCCUCAUCCGCAAGCUCCCCUUCCAGCGCUUGGUUCGUGAGAUUGCACAAGACUUCAAGAGCGACCUUCGCUUCCAGUCUUCCGCCAUUGGUGCUCUCCAGGAGUCCGUCGAGUCUUACCUCGUCUCCCUCUUCGAGGACACCAACCUGUGCGCCAUCCACGCCAAGCGCGUCACUAUCCAGUCCAAGGAUAUUCAGCUCGCCCGCCGCCUCCGCGGCGAGCGCAACUAAGCUGGCGCAUUAUACAUGGUGAUGGUUUGGCGGCGUCUCAACAAUACCUUUUGCGGUUCACGACAUUUGCUUUGAUACGAUGGAUUCACGGUUUGGGGGCAAUCAGGCGUUAAGAUGAGAACAUUUCGGGGUGUACAAUACAUUGCGGCAAGGGCCCUUGUAGCAAUGGAACAGAGGCAUAAAAACCUCAUGAUGAAUACUUCACACAACA
Messenger RNA from Emericellopsis atlantica, 779 nucleotides. RefSeq names its product histone-fold-containing protein. The transcript is spliced from 2 exons. Gene Ontology annotation, molecular function: structural constituent of chromatin; DNA binding; protein heterodimerization activity. The record is from RefSeq and is a predicted model, not a curated record. Gene Ontology annotation, biological process: rRNA transcription. The coding region runs from base 158 to 568 and encodes 136 amino acids. Lineage: Eukaryota; Fungi; Ascomycota; Sordariomycetes; Hypocreales; Bionectriaceae. Gene Ontology annotation, cellular component: nucleosome.